AUGGACGACUACGACGAGGCGGUGCUGUUCACCUUUGCGCUGCUCGAGUCGCGGCUCGCGCGCCUGGAGUACCUGCUGAGCGGGCCGCGCGCGCCCGAGGGCAAGCCACAGACAGUCGCUGACCGCAUCCACCGCAUUGAGCAGACGCUGCAGCAGCUGGCGGGCAAGACAGCGCUGCUGGACAACGUGAACGAGCUGUUGACCAAGCAUAAAGACGUGCUGAUGGCGAAGCCCGAGGAACCCUCGGUCCCGCUCUCGACGCCGCAGAAGGCGCUCCUCGUCGUCGAGCGCGCGACAUCCUUUGCGACGACGGCCUCGCAGCUCAAGGCGCUCGACGACCAGCCAGUCCCCGCCACGGCCGGGUUCGUCAAGCUCGCGGCGCUGCGCCCGCGCAUUGCAGAGGCAGAGGACCGGCACCUGCAGCAGGCGCUCAAGAUUGCGGAGCUGCGCAGACGCACUGGGCUGCUGGUGCAGCGCGACAAGCAGGUGCACUGGGUGGCGGCGGGGCGGGCGUGGGCGGGCUAUCAGGAGAGGCUGGUGCGGGGGUACAAGGGGCUGCAGAGGGAGGAGGGGAGAUUGAGGGCUGAGCGGGAAGACGGGGAGGGCGAGACGCUCGCUCUCCUCGUCCGCACCCUCGACGGCCUCGACACCAUUCCCUCGCGCCUCACCGACUCUGCCGCGCCGCUGGCCCUCGACGCCCGUGCCUCUGUCUGCCGUGCCACCCGCGCCCACGCAGAGCUUGCGCCCGCAUACAUAGCAGCCCUCCCGCGGCCUGACGCGCUGCUGGCACGACCGUCGCUGGACUGA
This is a messenger RNA of Boeremia exigua, 807 nucleotides long. RefSeq lists its product as uncharacterized. The transcript has 3 exons. Gene Ontology annotation, biological process: cytoskeleton-dependent cytokinesis. The coding region runs from base 1 to 807 and encodes 268 amino acids. The record is from RefSeq and is a predicted model, not a curated record. Lineage: Eukaryota; Fungi; Ascomycota; Dothideomycetes; Pleosporales; Didymellaceae. Gene Ontology annotation, cellular component: dynactin complex.